AACUAUGCGUUUUAGGCUUUUAGCACGUUUCAUAGAAAAGGAAAAGAGAAAAACUAACAAACACUCUUUGUAAUUUUCAAAUCCUAUUUUUAUUUUCAUCUCAAGCUAUUCACUCUCCGUUCUCUAACCUCACACAGUCGCCAAGCCUUCACUCACUGUGGGUGCAAACAGUCAUCAUCUUCUACUUGAAACCCGUUAAUCUUGCAGGCAACACUGUUAAAUAAGUGCGCGUGUUUGAGGCAAGUGAUUGUGCAGUGAAAAAGGAAAAGGCAGAAUUCUUCUUCUCUUCAUACGGGUUUGCUCGCCUCUCAAGAAGUUCUCCAUAGACUGGGAAGUUCUUGAGUUGAAGAACUGUUGCUGUUUAAGAAGAGAAGUAGAACAUCAUGGUGACCUGGGUGACUACUGCUUCUCCUUUCAAUCUUCCACUUCCACGAUUUGCUGCUACUCCGGGAACAAGUACUGGUACCAAUCUUUUCAAAGCAUCCACUGGAAGUUUUGAUUUUCUUCUUGCUAAUAAAUGCCGAAAACUGACUACUUGUCGGGUUGAGUCAAAGUGGGCCUACCCCUCAGAAAGAUUGCCGGGAGUUUGGGAAGAUCCUGAUGACGGUAGUGGCAGUGAUUAUGAUGAAGUUGAAGAAUUGGAAGAAAAUGACAUGGAUUAUGAAAGUGAUUGGGAGGAAGAAACAUACGCCAAAUCUACUACUAGGAUAGUUGAUUACUCCACAUCCAACAAUUAUGAGGAGGAUUCGGAGGAAGCCACAUAUGUUGCAUCUACUUCUACUACGACAGUUCGUAACUCCACAUCAAAAAAUUAUGAGGAGGAUCUAUCUAAAGAAAUUAUACAGCUUUUGCAACCAGAAGAAAGAGCAAUUUUACAACAGAAUGCAACUUAUAACCUGGACAAACUAUCAACAGCGAAAUGGAAGCCGCUCCAGACGCUUGCAUUAUCAGGACAGAUACGAUUUAUGGAUAAGUUGCUAGCAGAUGGACUUGAUAUUGACAGUGUGGAUAAGGAUGGUCUCACGGCUCUGCAUAAGGCAAUUGUUGGUAAAAAGGAGGCUGUUAUUAGUCAUCUUCUAAGAAAAGGUGCAAACCCUCAUGUCAAAGAUUGGGAUGGUGCUAGCUCUCUCCAUUAUGCAGUUCAAAUUGGUGCCCUGCAGACUGUGAAGCUAUUAAUUAAAUAUAAUGUUGAUAUCAAUGUUGCAGAUAAUGAAGGUUGGACUCCAUUGCACGUUGCAGUACAAACUAGAAAAAGAGAUAUAGUUAAAGUUCUAUUAGUGAAUGGUGCAGAUAAGAACAGAAAAAAUAAGGAUGGAAUGACACCCGUGGAUCUUUGCUUAUGUUAUGGCAAAGACUUCAAAUCAUAUGACCUUGCCAAGUUAGUGAAGGUCGUACCUGCUAACAGAGAUUUUUGACAGGACUGAGCAUUAUGCAUCUUUGAGAUAAAAAAUAAAAUAAAGGAUCAUGUAAAGCUAUGCCUUGUGUUUCUUAGUGCAUGAAACAAUCUUUUAAUCAUGCAUUUUCAGAGUGGACUUGCUCACAUCUUGCAAAUGAGCACUUCCGGUCUAUAGCCUUUUGUGGGUAAUUGAAACUUCUUCUGCUCUUGGAAGCCUAAAUUAGGCAAGAGUCUGGGAGAUGUGAGUUCUGCUUAUCAGCAACUCAGUGGCAUGAUCAUGGAGGCGUGUUAUAUUUGGUCAAUGCAGCUGCUGCCACCACAAAUUAAGGUCAUUUAUGUUGUGUGAACGGCAGACAGAAGGUGAUGUCGAAUGCAUGACAUCCUAGCAAUGUACAUCUCCCAGCAGCAACAAAUGUAAUGUAGUGCAUGUACUGUGGUGGUGUUCUAGGCAUGACAGAAGAAAAACCGUAGGGAGGCUGGAGGAUUGAUGAUGUCAGAUUAAGCACUUGCCUACACAUUUUGGUAUUCUAAUUUUUUUUUUUAAGUUGUCGGAAAAUAUAAAAGCUACAAUUGUUUGCACAUGAAUGACUUAUUAGUGCUACAAUUGUUCUUUGUAUGCUCUCAUGAGUGGCACUUUUCACUGAUGUUGCUUCACAGACACAAUACUCAUGAUGUAGUGUUGACGUAUCUGGAUUUAACAGAGCUAAAUUUCUUGUGUUA
Molecule: messenger RNA, 2116 nt
Organism: Ricinus communis (castor bean)
Lineage: Eukaryota; Viridiplantae; Streptophyta; Magnoliopsida; Malpighiales; Euphorbiaceae
Product: ankyrin repeat domain-containing protein EMB506, chloroplastic
Exons: 8
Coding region: 384-1415 (343 amino acids)
Biological process (GO): protein targeting to chloroplast
Cellular component (GO): chloroplast outer membrane
Molecular function (GO): protein binding; chloroplast targeting sequence receptor activity
Source: RefSeq, a predicted model, not a curated record